AUGAAGAUACCCAUUUGCAUGCUUCCACUAACGCUUAUGCUUCUGGCUCUCUCUCACAUCUCGUGCGUGGUAGCAGAAGAGAGAGAGCAGCAGAUGAAUAAGACCUACAUCAUUCGCAUGGACAAGUCCAAAAUGCCUGCGAGUUUUGGCGACGACCAUUUCCAAUGGUAUGGCUCAUCUUUGAAAUCGGUGUCCAAGUCAGCAGACGUGCUCUACACCUACAGAACCAUAAUUCACGGCUUCUCCACAAGGCUAACUGCUGAGGAAGCUGAGCUGCUUGAAAAACAAACAGGGGUUGUUUCUGUUUUACGUGAGUUAAGAUAUGAACUUCACACAACUCGGACACCCGAGUUCCUUGGAAUAACCUUUGCCAGAAACGAGGCCAUCUUCCCGACAUCAGAUAAAAUAAGUAGGGUGGUUAUUGGCUUAAUUGACACCGGUGUCUGGCCUGAGAUCAAGAGCUACGAUGAUAAAGGUCUUGGGCCAGUGCCAAAGACCUGGAAAGGGAAGUGCGAGGAAGGAACAAACUUCAACUCAUCAAGUUGCAAUAGAAAGCUAGUUGGUGCGAGAUUUUUCCCAAAAGGAUAUGAAGCAUCAAUGGGACAACCCAUUGAUGAAAGAGUAGAAUCAAGAUCACCAAGAGAUGAUAGUGGCCAUGGAACUCACACCUCGACCACUGCAGCCGGGUCUGCAGUCCCGGGAGCUAGCCUAUUUGGUUAUGCUUCGGGGACAGCAAGGGGUAUGGCUACACAAGCUCGAGUAGCCACAUACAAGGCCUGCUGGUUUGGUGGGUGUUACUCCUCUGAUAUUAUAGCCGCAAUGGAUAAGGCUGUUGAAGAUGGCGUCAACAUUUUAUCUUUGUCCAUAGGGGGUACACGGUACCAUAAUUAUUACACAGACGCUAUGGCCAUCGGAGCUUUCUCUGCCAUGGCCAAGGGAAUCUUUGUGUCAGGUUCAGCCGGAAAUAGGGGGCCAGCUAAGGGGAGCUUGUCCCACAAUGCACCUUGGAUAACCACCGUGGGUGCUGGAACACUAGACCGUGAUUUCCCGGCUUAUGUUAGCCUUGGAAAUAGAAAAAAAUAUAGAGGUAUAUCAAUCUAUGCCGGACCAUCACUAUCUUGUGGAUUACUUCCACUUGUUUAUGCUGGUAAUGCAAGUAACUCCAUAGAUGGUGAUCUAUGCAGUCUUGACAGUCUGAUUCCUGGAAAGGUUGCCGGGAAAAUUGUGGUAUGUGAUAAAGGGAUAACCUACAACUCUGAGAAGAGUGCGGUGGUAAAAAAGGCUGGUGGUCUAGGGAUGAUUUUGGCAAAUACUAAAGCUUAUGGAGAAGAGGUUGUUGCCGACUCGUAUCUUUUGCCUACAGUAGUGGUUGGCCAGAAAGCUGGUGAUGCAAUAAAACGAUAUAUUGCCUCCCAUGAUAAUCCGAAAGCCACAUUUGAUUUUGGGAAAACGCAAUUAGGAGUGGAGCCCUCGCCAGUGGUGGCAGCAUUCAGCUCUAGAGGACCAAAUCUAAUCUCUCCAACCGUACUCAAACCGGACUUAAUAGCACCAGGAGUGAAUAUCCUAGCUGGGUGGUCUGGUGCAGUUCCACCAUCUGGAUUUUAUGAAGACACCAGGAGGGUGAGCUUCAACAUCAUUUCAGGUACAUCCAUGUCAUGCCCACAUGUGAGUGGGCUAGCUGCCCUUCUCAAGGCGGCUCACCCAAAAUGGAGCCCUGCAGCCGUUAAGUCUGCUCUCAUGACCACAUCCUAUACCACAUACAAAAAUGGAAAACCACUCAAAGAUAUUGCUACCAGAAAUGCUGCAACACCAUUCGAUUACGGUGCCGGGCAUGUGGACCCAGUGGCAGCCCUUGACCCAGGCCUUGUUUAUGAUCUUGGUGUCGAGGACUACCUAAGCUUCCUUUGUGCCUUGAAUUAUACAACAAGAGAUAUCAAGAUACUCACCCACAUAGACUUCACCUGUGAUUCAAGCAAGAAUUACAGGGCUGGAGAUCUAAAUUAUCCAUCUUUUGCUGUUUCUCUAAACACAAGUUCAGGCAACAGGGGAGCAGGCACUAAAAUAUACACAAGGACUCUCACAAAUGUGGGUACCCCAGGAACAUACAAGGUAUCUGUUUCUGCACUAUCACCAUCAGUGAAGAUCUGGGUUGAACCAAAAUCACUGAGUUUCGCUCAAGCAUAUGAGAAGAAGAUGUAUACUGUAACCUUUGUGACCAGUGCUAUGCCAUCUGGUACAAAAAGCUUUGCUAACUUGGAAUGGUCUGAUGGGAAACAUAUAGUGAGUAGUCCUAUUGCUAUCAGCUGGUUUUAAUUUUAGUACCAUUGUUGAACCUAAUCUAACUCCAGAUCAGAGGAUGCAGUGGCUCCUCUGCUGAUCCGUGGUUGCUGAUAAGGUGCUUAGAAAUGCACUGAAUCAUGCAGCGUGGUGAA
This is a messenger RNA of Prunus persica (peach), 2432 nucleotides long. RefSeq names its product subtilisin-like protease SBT1.7. Gene Ontology annotation, biological process: proteolysis. The transcript has a single exon. Gene Ontology annotation, molecular function: serine-type endopeptidase activity. Bases 1 to 2313 code for a protein of 770 amino acids. Lineage: Eukaryota; Viridiplantae; Streptophyta; Magnoliopsida; Rosales; Rosaceae. The record is from RefSeq and is a predicted model, not a curated record.